CACUCUCAAUAAAGUUCAUUUUAAACGUGCGCUGUGACGUCACAGACAACAACAAUGGCAGCCAGUGGUUCAACUGUAACGGUUCUGACUCCAAACGGGAGAAGACAAGCCGUCAAAGUGACGCCAAACUCUCCCUUGCUUCAGGUCCUGGAGGAGGUCUGUGGCAAGAAUGGUUUCAACCCUGAUGAAUAUGGCUUGAAGUUUCAGAGGACAGUGUUGGACCUGACACGGCCGUGGAGGUUUGCCAACCUUCCCAACAACGCAAAACUGGAAAUGGUGACGAGUUCCAGGAAACAAGCAGCAGCUGAAAGUCAGGUCCGGGUCGCGCUCCAGAUGGAGGACGGUUCUCGGCUGCAGGACUCCUUCGGCUGUGGGCGGAGUCUGUGGGAGCUCAUCACCCACUUCUCCCCCAUCAGGGAGGCCGACCUGUCCGGAUCAGGAUCCACCCCAGUUUGUGUUUACAUGCGGGACGAGGUGAGCGGCGAGGAGGCGCUGAAGAAGACCAGCCUGAAAUCUCUGGGUCUGACCGGAGGAAGUGCCAUCAUCAGGUUUUUGCUAAGGAAGGAUAAAGAUGAAGAUGCUGCUGUGCCAGUCACACCUGUUGCCAUGGUAACCAGGCAGAGCCAACCUUCUCUGUCUGAUCCCACUCCGUCAUCCGCGGAAGGUUCCACAUCUGCCCCGCCUGAAAGCUCCAUCCCCGUUGACCCAUCAGAACCUCCUGCCACGCUGAUGAGCAGCACUUCUGUUCAGCACAGGGACGCUCAGCCCGAACCCCCCCCCACAGAAACUCCCCCACCUGCUCAGGAGGAGGAGGAGCAAGCAGGACCAUCGCAGGCGAGCUCUCAGCCCUCCUCUUCUGUAGCUCCCGUGGCUCCCUUUGUUCCUUUUUCUGGGGGGGGUCAGCGCCUUGGGGGUCCAGGUGGGGGGACAGGUUUCCCUGCUGUGGUGGAAUCCCCCAAAGCCAAGAAGGCAAAAGGCAGCGACGGUCCAAGCACCAAGGGUAAACGCGCUGCUCACCUUAAGGACCAGGAGGAGAAUCCGGAGUUUUUGGAGCCGGUGGAUAGGGAGCCUCUCAUCUACCACCUGGACUCCAGACCCCAUCAGGCUCAGGACCUGGGAGAUCUGCCUGAUGAGUUCUUCGAGGUGACGGUGGACGACGUGCGGAAACGCUUCGCCCAGCUGAAAAGUGAGAGGAAACUGAUGGAAGAAGCUCCACUCAUGACUAAAUCUCUGAGAGAAGCACAGAUGAAGGAAAAGAUGGAACGAUAUCCCAAAGUGGUCCUGAGGGUCCAGUUUCCAGACAGACAUGUCCUACAGGGCCUCUUCAGGCCUCUGGAGACAGUUGGUGCUGUCAGACAUUUUGUCAGGACUCACCUGGAUGACGCUCAGCUCAGUUUUUACCUGUUCGUGGCUCCUCCAAAAACGAUUCUGGACGACCCGUCAGUCACACUCUUCCAGGCUGGUCUGUUUCCUGGAGCGCUGCUGUACUUCGGCUCUGACGUCAAAACAGACUUUCACAUUCGGAGGGAGCUGCUGAAAACGUCUGUUUUAGCCCUGCAGGCAGACCAGACCCUGACCAGCUUCAUCAGCAGCUCCUCGGCUGGACCUGAUGAGCCGGUUCUACCCCCAGAACCUGCAACGUCUCCACAGAAACCAGAACCGACUUCACACAACCAGGCUGAUAAACCUGCCAGAACCGACCCGGGAAAGGUGCCCAAGUGGCUCAAACUUCCAGGGAAGAAGUGAAGACUGCGUGUGAGGAUGAAGACUUGCUGCUCCUUGUCUGAAGGCUUUGUGACCACAGUGGACCCCCCCCCCCCCCCCCCUCACAGCACUCGCCCCCCCCUCAUGAAUGAUUCCUGGCUGCUGUGAACGCUCAGAAAAUAAAAUACAAUAAAGGUUUUGGUUUUAAAAUGG
Molecule: messenger RNA, 1917 nt
Organism: Oryzias latipes (Japanese medaka)
Lineage: Eukaryota; Metazoa; Chordata; Actinopteri; Beloniformes; Adrianichthyidae
Product: ASPSCR1 tether for SLC2A4, UBX domain containing
Biological process (GO): intracellular protein transport; signal transduction; glucose homeostasis
Cellular component (GO): nucleus; vesicle membrane; cytoplasm
Molecular function (GO): protein binding
Source: RefSeq, a predicted model, not a curated record